This is a messenger RNA of Kwoniella shivajii, 1455 nucleotides long. RefSeq lists its product as uncharacterized. Gene Ontology annotation, biological process: regulation of DNA-templated transcription; nuclear-transcribed mRNA poly(A) tail shortening. The transcript is spliced from 5 exons. The record is from RefSeq and is a predicted model, not a curated record. The coding region runs from base 1 to 1455 and encodes 484 amino acids. Gene Ontology annotation, cellular component: P-body; CCR4-NOT core complex. NCBI's taxonomy places the organism in Eukaryota, Fungi, Basidiomycota, Tremellomycetes, Tremellales, Cryptococcaceae.
AUGUAUUACGCGACAGCAGGUCAACAGGCAACUCAACCUCCUCCGUCAAAUAGAACGCCAAUGAGUGGAUUUCCAAGAGCUGGACCACCCGGUUUCUCAUCCCGAGCAGCAGAUCCAAACGAUUUCCCAGCAUUAGGUUCAAUGGGCUCACAUCCACCUCGUGAUCCAACGUAUGCAGCACAGACACAACCUUCUGCUACGGGAUCAGCACAACAGAACAUUCAAGUGCUACAACAACAGCAAUUGUUUCUGCAGCAACAACAACAACAACAACAAAUGGGCGGGGGAGGACCACCACCUCCGCCUGGCAUAUCAGGACCUAAUUCAAGUACAAUGUCAGGACAAGCAAAUGGUGGUUUAGGGGAUGAAUUUCCAGCUUUAAAUCCGGGAGGUGAUAUAAAAGACAGGAUGGCGAACUAUUUGAGGAAUCCUUCUAAUCUAUCACAACAACAACAACAACAACACCAUCAUCAACAACCACUUAGUAUAGGGCAACAACCGACAUCGCCGCCCAUACCCAAUGGAACUGGACUACCACCCUCAUCAGCAUCAGCAUCAGUAUCGCAAUCUACCAAUGCAACGCCAUCGACAAAUCCACCUCAUCCGAAUAAUUCUCAAUUAGGUGGAAUAGGCACUGGGGGACCACCUUCAACAGCAGAUUCAUCAUGGCAACGUUUACCUUCACCAACAAAUAAACCUUCAGAACCUGUAGUAAGACCAGUACAACAGAUUUUAAGCUCACCAGUGGAUAAAUGGGGAUUGAAAGCCCUGCUGUAUGAAAUACAAAUGCAUAUGAAUAAAACAGAUAGAGGAAUGUUGGUGUUCGGUGAAGAACUAGAAGAUUUAGGUAUGGAUAUCAGUGGUGAAGAAUCACUCUAUCCUUCGUUCGUAACGCCAUGGGCAGAUCCAAAUUCCCUAUCUCAACCGCCUAGAAUCGAAGAAGCAUAUCACAUCCCUCAAUGCUAUAACGUACAUGCACCGCCUGUAACGACCAAAUUACCGAAUUUCACGGAAGAUACGCUGUUUUUGGCAUUUUACAUGUCUCCCGGGGACAUUCUGCAGCUCGAGGUAGCCGAAGAGCUAUACGCUCGAGGAUGGAGAUACCAUGUCGAUCUUCAAACAUGGUUAACAUCACCUACACUACCUACGGUUGAUUUAAUGUCAUUGACGAAUUCAUCAGAAGGACCACAAUGGAUCAGAGGACCGUUCAUGUACCUUGACACGAGAACCUGGACGAAACAAAGAACAAAUGAAGAUUUCACAAUUGAUGCCAAUCUAUUAGAAGUAACGAGACCUGCGAAUAUCAUCAUAUCUGAAGACAAGACUCAAGGUUCAAAUUCACCAAUUUCAGUCAGCAACGGGAAUGGAAAUAGCAAUUUGAAUCCUUCUCAACAGGGAAUAAGUUCUUUGUUGAAUUCGUCUAAUCCGAAUAAUCAACAAUCGUAUACACGUUAA